AUGUCGAGGCGAGAGUACGACGAUUACGGCCGGGACAGCAAGGCUGUCGAGUAUAUCCCCGCCCGUCCACGUUCCAGGGCGGGCUCGAGCUACGCGCCUCCUGGAGGAUAUCCAGACUCUCCAAACGAUUCCUAUCCGAGGACGUACAACGGCCCCGUAUCUAUGCCAGCUGCGCCUGCGCCCCCAGAUGAUGCGUAUGGUGGCAAAUCUUCAACUACUAUAGUAUCUGGUCGACGACCACCAUCCCCAGGAGUCCGGUUCGCGGAUGAACAUCGAGAUGCUUCCCGUGAUAACCCGGCUCGAAGGUCCGCUGGUGGUACAGAUUGGAAGCGAGUUUAUGAACGGGAACUGCAAGAGCAGCGAGAAUUGGAGAAGAGACGGGAAUCCGCAGGGUCCCGUGGUGCGGUCGCUUCACCGGAUCGUGGCCCUACUGCCCGAGGCUUGGACGUUAAUUUGAACACCGAUAGGAUCAAAGGAAGUCUUUCCCUCUCUAGCAAGAGCGAAAAGAAGAAGGAGAAGAGAGAUAAUGAUCUUGCUUGGUCGAGUGAAGAUUCUGAAGACGAGAAACAAAGGAAAAAAAUCAGAGAUAGGAGAAAGGAAGAUAAAGACCGCGAACGGGACCUUAGGGAAAGGGAAAAGAGAGAAGAAGAGCUGGAAAGAAUUAAGAAAGAGAGGGACAGGAUUGAAAAAGAAAAGGCAGCUGCAGCUGAACGCCGCCGAAGCUCCCAUUACGCUGACGGAUAUGGCGAUCCAAGACGCUCCUCUGGACAAUUGCAAGACCCUCGAAGGUCCUCUGGUGCUUUACAGCUAGUCAACGAUCGUGAAAGGGAAAUCGCAAUCGAGAGAGAGCGUGAGAGAAUCCGUGAGAGAGAAAGAAUUGAGCGACUUGAGAGGGAGAGGAUAGAUCGCGAAAGAGCGGAAAGGGACAGAAUGGAGCGCGAGAAGGCAGAGCGCCGUAGAAGCAGCCACUACGAAGAUGCCUAUCAUGGAGAUCCAAGGCGCUCCGCUGGCCAACUUCAUGAUCCUCGCAGGUCGGCUGGCAGCUUGGCAAUGCCGGCUGGUGCUGGCCCGGCAAGGUCUGCCUAUGGUGAUGACCCACGAAAGUCCGCUGGUCAUAUUGUUCGAUAUGAGCAUCGUGAUACCCGGGAAGACUAUCGUCGCGAGUCCCCGCCUUCCGGUGAGAUUGCUGGCGUCAGAUAUGUUCAGCGUCCGCUUUCACCUGUUAGCUCUGGGCGACCUUCAUCUCGUCCCCCUCAGACCCAUUAUCUUGUUACGGAACAACCUAAUAGUCGCCAAAGAGCAAGUUCGGUCGGCCACCGACAUGCAUCCGUUCCGUCAAUUGAUACAGGAAUGUCGAGAAUGACCGUUCAUGAUCGCGACUACCACGACCACUACGAGCACGAACGAUAUGAUGAUUAUCCGCCAGAUGCAUACCGUCCCUCUUAUUAUCCCCUCUCCCCAAUGCCUUCCCCGGGACUACCACCAAGAGAUCGAGGAUUUAGCGUUGACGUUGGCGGUAGUUUCGCCUUGGGAGGUUCUCAUGGUGGCGCUAGUGCUGGAUAUACACUCUCGGCUGGAUCCGGUCGUCAUCACCGCAGUCACUCGCACGGGCAUGCUGACUAUGUCCGCCCUGAGGAGAAGCUUCGUCCCCAAGAACCCGACUAUGACCCGAAUGAUCAUGCCCAGAUCUUGUAUAAGGCUUUGAAGGGUAAAGUUGCAGAUGUCGGUGCCAUCCUUAAGGUCAUCCCUUUCUUGUCUGGAGACCAAAUGGUGGACCUAAGAGCAGAGUAUAAGAAAGUUCACCCACUCGGCAAUGUCAACCUCGCCAAACAUCUCAAGGCCCAGCUCAGUGGCAAGGUCCAACUAGCUGCCUACGUGACGGCGUUAGGUCCAUAUGAAUCCGAAUCAUACUGGUCCAUACUCGCAAACCAGAAACCAAACUUCAGACACGCCCUUCUCAUCGAGUCUAUCAUGGGCCGCGAGGUUGAUGAUAUUAUCGAUAUUAAACAAUCUUACCGAGACUCAAAGAACGAUCACAAUUUUGAAAAGGCCAUCAAGAAAGAACUAGCAGCAGACAAAGCCACUGGCGAGAAAUUCAAGGACCUUGUUCUUCUUCAACUCGAUACCACCACCCGUGGUUUACACAUGAAUGAAUGGGACAAAGUCUACCUCGACAAAGUCAGAGAUGACGCGGAAGAUCUUCACGACGCUCUUGCAAAGGACAAGGUUGACAGCUUCUUUGUUGGGAAGAUUGUGAUCACGAGGAGCACAACCCAUUUGAGAGAGCUAUUGAGGAUGUAUAAGAAACUGUUCGAUGGUCAAGAUCUUGCGAGGUUAAUUGCUGAGAAACUGAACGGUUUGAUUGGAGAGGCUCUGCUCCAUGUUCUUAAUGGAGUUCUCAACAAGCCGGCUCGUGAUGCUCGUCUUUUGGAAGAAUCUAUGAAGGGUGUUGGUACCCGUGACGACCUUCUUGUUGCUAGACUUGUUCGUAUCCACUGGGAUCCAGAGCAUUUGACAGCUGUCAAGGAGGCGUACAAGUCCAAAUACGGCAUGUCUCUCAAAGAAAGAAUCAAGGGCGAAUGUUCUGGAUCAUACCAAGAAUUCCUGCUCAAUCUUAUUUCUGUUGAUACCCAUACAACCGCCGUUGUUAAAGCGUAA
Messenger RNA from Orbilia oligospora ATCC 24927, 2658 nucleotides. RefSeq lists its product as uncharacterized. NCBI's taxonomy places the organism in Eukaryota, Fungi, Ascomycota, Orbiliomycetes, Orbiliales, Orbiliaceae. Gene Ontology annotation, cellular component: cytoplasm. Gene Ontology annotation, molecular function: calcium ion binding; calcium-dependent phospholipid binding. The coding region runs from base 1 to 2658 and encodes 885 amino acids. The record is from RefSeq and is a predicted model, not a curated record. The transcript has 5 exons.